AGGCUGUGCAACACAAAACAUUCAUACAAUACAAUACAAUACCAGUUCAAAAGCAUCAUCAUCAUCAUCAUCUAUAUGGCUUCUUGGAAGAAGACCAUCACAACCCCAUUCAGGAAAGCUGCCAAGGUCUUCAACCAGCAGCCAAGCACCAGAGACCAGAAGAAGUCUCAGCUUCAAGGUAUGCAUACAUGUCUAUCAUCAUAUUGUACAUCUUCAUGGUAGAUAUAUGUGUGUGUAUAACUAUAUAUAGAUUCAAUGAGUCAUUGAGUAAUCGUAUUCCAUUAAUAUUAUGUGGAACAGGGAAUGAGAACAGUGUGACUGCUCUGCAAUGUGAAGUGAUGGCUUGUGGUUAUGAAGAUGUUCAGGUCAUGUGGUCUAUUCUGGACAAGUCCAACUCCUCAGCCUGCAACAUCACUUCUUAACAUAAAAUAGGAGCUAAGCUAUCACCCAGUUUAGCCUAGUAUCUAUCUAGUAUUCUAGUUACCCCCAAAAAAAGAAAAUUACCCAAAAAAGAGAAGAUCCACUUCAGCAAUUGGCAUGUAUUUCUGUGUAUGCCAAUUGGGUCAUCAUAGUUUUGCUUGCAUAUCACACUGGUGAGUGUGCAAGUGUUACUUGUAGAUAGUGAUUUGUGUUGGGAUGAUGAUCUUGUGCUUCAAAAACUGUGGUGGCAAGAAGGAACCCAACUGA
This is a messenger RNA of Fragaria vesca subsp. vesca, 687 nucleotides long. RefSeq lists its product as uncharacterized. The record is from RefSeq and is a predicted model, not a curated record. The transcript has a single exon. Bases 189 to 422 code for a protein of 77 amino acids. NCBI's taxonomy places the organism in Eukaryota, Viridiplantae, Streptophyta, Magnoliopsida, Rosales, Rosaceae.